GAGCCGAGACAUCAGUUGCCACUUGUUGGUGAUCCUCAACUUAUAUCCUUCUUCCCGCAGUUACAUUACAUUUUUAAUCCACCAAAAAAAAAAAAAACGCACGAAAUUUCAUUUCAGUGUCAAAAAAAAGUUCAUUUAACAUCAAACAACUUGUUCGUACAAGCUCCCAUUUCACGGAGAAAAAAGAAAUAACCCACGUGUGUGACAAUUACGUAUCGUGAGUUUAGCGCAAAGUUCGUUGGAGACGUACAGUCCCUUAUUUUUUAUUAUUCAAAGUAAAAAUAAAAAAAUAAAAAAAAAAGUAGUUUUUCUUCUUUUUGAACAUCGGUGUGUGUGUGGAUUUCCUCAAUUUUUCGUGUGUGUGCGUUUUGCCGCGUGUGCCGCUUGUUGACGCAGACAUGGCAGCGAUCAAUAAGGCUUUCGUCCCUGAAGAUGAUUUCAAAGAAACUCGUCGUCAGGAUCGUCCUACCCCGAUGCAUAAGGGAACGGUCUGUCACGUAGACAUCGAGGGGAUCGAUGACUCAAAAGCGCCCAAGAUACCCCAGAUUUUAGCCACACUGCCAGCGUUGUUUGGUGCUUUUGUUUUGGGAACUUAUCUGGGCUGGUGCAGUCCGGUGCAACCGCAAUUGAAAUCGGCCAACGGUACAAUGACGGCCAGCGACGAGGAUCAGCAAAGCGUGUGGCACUUGUUGUUGGACGAAGAUCAAAUGUCGUGGGUAGGGUCGCUGAUUAAUGUCGGAGCCGUAGUAGGAUGCCUUUGCGGAGGCUUCCUCAUGGACAGAUUCGGUCGAAAGGUCAUCUUGGCCGCCGUCUUUCUGCUCUACACUGCCGGCUGGCUCUUGAUCACGUUGGGCGUUCACGCUAGUAUGUUGUAUGUCGGUCGGAUUGUCGGUGGAUUAGCUGGAGGCGUUUGCUGCGUCGUAGCUCCAAGUUACAUUGGUGAGACGUCCACCAUGUCGAUGCGAGGAGCGUUAGGUAUGCUGUUUUCUGCCAUGAUGUCCGCAGGAAUUUUGGCAACAAGUCUAUUGGGAUGGCUGGAUUGGCGUUGGAUUUCGGCCAUCUGCACCAUUUUCCCUGUGGUGGUUCUCGUCGGAGUCAUCUUCGUACCGGACUCGCCAUACUUUUUAAUGAAACAAGGUCGCCAAGGAGACGCCGAAUGCUCGUUACUCUGGCUGCGCGGGGAUGAUUACAAUUACGUGAAAGCCGAGCUGAGCCGCAUCGAGGCUCUAAUUGUGGAAGAUGCGGCUCAAGAGUCGCGAUUCUCUGACAUCACGCGACCUGCCGUUUACAAGCCCGUCCUCAUCGGAAUUGGCCUCAUGGUUCUUCAACAGCUCUCCGGCAUCAACGCGGCCCUCUUCAAUUCAGUGGAAAUUUUCCACUUGUCCGGUUCCAGUUUAGACGGACUCGUCAGUGCUGUCAUUCUCAAUUUCGUUCUGUUGGUGGCUGCCCUGUCGUCUUCCAUCUUAGUGGAGCGUUUAGGACGUAAAGUUUUGUUCCUACUGUCGGAGACGUUAACGUGCCUGUCCGUCGUCGCCUUGGGUGGCUACUUCUACGUGCUGGAGAACGACCGCGAGACGGCCCAACGAUUCGGAUGGGUUCCAUUGACCCUUUUAAUCUUCUUCAUUGCUGUUUUCGCUGCGGGAGUGGGUCCCUUGCCUUGGCUCGUGUCCGGAGAACUGAUGCCGGCCAAAUUUAAAGGACCCGGCAGCUCAAUUGUUGCCUUCACUAACUGGAUCACUUCGUUCGUUGUCACUAAAGUCUUCAUUGACAUGCAAAGAAGCCUCACCAAUGCCGGAACGUUUUGGGUCUUUGGCAUCUUGUGUUUUAUCGGCAUCCUCUUCGGCAUCUUCAUCUUGCCCGAGACGAAAGGCAAAACGCCAGAACAAAUUCAGGCCCUCUUCGUCAGCGAUGGCAAAGCAUUAGAGAAUCGAGAGAAUGCCAAUCAUUCCACGGAGCAACGUCCAUCACGUUUCUGAAUCUCAUUGUUUACAUUGGCUAUCCUUUGCUUCCUAAAUUAUAUGAUUAUUAAAAACUAAACACGAACAAUUGUACCGCAUUACACGUCCCCACCCAUUUCCCGCCGAGUUAAACGCGCACAAGGACGUGAAUGAAAAUUGCGACAUCAUUUUUUGCUUGCUCUAUAAUCUAUUUGGGAUUAGACCAUUUACGUUUGAAUUGUGUCAUAAAAGCCAACACGUUAUGGCAAUGGUUAUCAAGUUUGGUGCGCGUAAUGGAUAAUCGCAAUGGCCUCCAGUACUUUUCCUUUUUUGUAGCCUUAUGUCAUGCCUUAUGUGUCUUGUACUUUUUACAUAGCAAUAUUUUUGCAAUAAAUUUGGCGGUGUGUUGAUCCUCUAUCGCAAACGAAA
Daphnia carinata is the source of this 2366-nucleotide messenger RNA. RefSeq names its product facilitated trehalose transporter Tret1-like. Gene Ontology annotation, biological process: carbohydrate transport; transmembrane transport. Gene Ontology annotation, molecular function: sugar transmembrane transporter activity. The transcript is spliced from 7 exons. Gene Ontology annotation, cellular component: membrane. The record is from RefSeq and is a predicted model, not a curated record. Lineage: Eukaryota; Metazoa; Arthropoda; Branchiopoda; Diplostraca; Daphniidae. Bases 399 to 1976 code for a protein of 525 amino acids.